This is a messenger RNA of Oncorhynchus gorbuscha (pink salmon), 3305 nucleotides long. It is a transcript of the gene tmc2b, whose product is annotated as transmembrane channel-like 2b. Bases 200 to 3082 code for a protein of 960 amino acids. The transcript is spliced from 21 exons. Lineage: Eukaryota; Metazoa; Chordata; Actinopteri; Salmoniformes; Salmonidae. Gene Ontology annotation, cellular component: plasma membrane. Gene Ontology annotation, molecular function: mechanosensitive monoatomic ion channel activity. The record is from RefSeq and is a predicted model, not a curated record. Gene Ontology annotation, biological process: vestibular reflex; detection of mechanical stimulus involved in sensory perception of sound.
GGAGAGAGCAGGCUGAACUGAAGAGCUUAAUAAGAGGACAACUGUGAGCCAAAAUGCCUCCUCGGAAGAAAACUGACAUUGCAAUUAAAAUGGAAGAGGUGGGAAUGGAUAUCGAUGGAGAGUUAGACAGUGGGCGUGAGGGAUUAUUUUCAUGAUGGUGCAAACUGACUCAGAUUAAGAUCCUACAUCUGUACUUCCAAUGCAUUUUUCCACAAAAGAUGAGGUCAGGUGGAGAGACAGAAACAGGAAAGUCAAACUCUCUCCACGAGCUGGGGGACGGAAUGGCAAACAGGCCACCAGCGAGGAGGAAGAGGAAGAGGAGGACGAGGCACAGAGGAGGAGGGCUCAUAAGAAAAAGGCCAAGGUCCAAGACAGCGAGGAAGAGGAUGAGGAAGACGAGGCACAGAGGAAGAGGGCUCAUAAGAAGAAGGCCAAGGUCCAGGACAGCGAGGAAGAGGAUGAGGAAGAGGAGAAGAGCGUCAAGCGGAAGGGCCCAAAGGCUGCACGCAGAAAUAAAAAGGCAGUCAAGCAGGUGAGUGAGGAGGAGAGUGAGGAGGAAGAACGAGGGAAGAAAAGGAAAGGCAGAAAAUCGACUAGCAAGAACCAGAAAGAAGGGCAGAAUAAGGAGAAGAAGAGCGAUGCUAAAGGGAAAAGUGACGCCAAAGGCAAAGGAGUGAAGGACAAAGGGAACGAGAAAAACAAGAAAAAGAAGAAUGCAAAGUACAGCAGCUCUUCUUCUUCGGGCGAGUCAGAGGACGAGGAUUCUCUGUCAGAAGGGGAGAUUGCUGCUCAGAAGGAAGAGAUGGAGGAGAAGAAGAAGCUGAUCGCCACUCUAAGGAACAAACCGUGGCGCAUGAAGAGGAGGCUUAAACUCCUCAAGGAAUGCCAGGCGUUUGUGGAGAAGUUUGAAGGGGCUCUGGGAAAGGGCAAAGGGAGGAAGCUCUACGCCUACAAAGUCGUAAUGGCUAAGAAAAUGAUCAAGUUCAACCGUGACUUUGACAAUUUCAAAACAGCCUGUAUUCCAUGGGAAAGAAAGAUUAAAGAGGUUGAGAGUCACUUUGGGUCAUCUGUGGCUUCCUACUUCAUCUUCUUGCGGUGGAUGUACGGUCUAAACCUGGUCCUGUUUGGGUUAAUGUUUGGUCUUGUUGUUCUCCCAGAGGUGAUGAUGGGUCUUCCGUAUGGGUCUAUACCCAGGAAAACUGUUCCCAGAGCGCAGCAGGCCAAAGCCAUGGACUACUCCGUCCUACUUGAUUUUGGAGGCUACUGCAAGUACUCUGUUCUGUUCUAUGGCUACUACAAUGACGAACGCACCAUCGGACUCCUCCAGUUCAGACUGCCACUGUCCUACCUACUGGUCGGUGUUGGCAUCUUCGGCUACAGCCUGAUGGUGGUCAUUAGAACGAUGGCCCGUAACUCGGAUGAGGGAGGAGAUGGUGGGGACGAUGGACAGUUUACAUUCACCUUUAAGAUGUUCACCAGCUGGGAUUACCUCAUUGGGAACCCAGAGACAGCUGACAACAAGUAUGCCUCCAUCACCACCAGCUUUAAGGAAUCCAUAGUAGACGAACAGGAGAACCAGAAGGAUGAGAACAUCCACUUGCGGAGGUUCCUGCGGGUUCUAGCCAAUCUUUUCAUUCUCUGCAGCCUGGGGGGCAGUGGCUACCUCAUCUAUUUUGUGGUCAAGAGGUCUCAGGACUUUGCAAAACUAGAUCAGAAUACGCUCUCCUGGUAUGAAAAGAAUGAGGUGGAGGUUGUGAUGUCACUGCUGGGGCUGGUGUGCCCCCCUCUCUUUGAGACUAUCGCUGAGCUGGAGGAGUACCACCCUCGUAUCGCCCUCAAGUGGCAGCUGGGCCGCAUCUUUGCCCUGUUCCUUGGGAACCUCUACACCUUCCUGUUCGCCCUGUUUGAUGAUGUCAAUGAAAAGUUGGAACAGGAGAAGUACAUUAAGAAUGCCACUAUCUGGGGUCUGAAGGAGUACUAUGCCAACUACAGCACCUUCCACAACACUACUGACAUCCCCCCUCCAGAGAUCCCUCCUGCUGAUGUCAUCAGAGGGCCGUGCUGGGAGACGGACGUUGGCAUAGAGUUUGUGAAGCUCACCGUCUCUGACAUCCAGGUGACAUAUCUGACCAUCCUCAUUGGUGACUUUGUGCGAGCCGUGAUUGUGCGUUUCCUCAACUACUGCUGGUGCUGGGACCUGGAGGCUGGAUUUCCGUCUUAUGGAGAGUUUGACAUCAGCGGCAACGUGCUUGGAUUGAUCUUCAAUCAAGGAAUGAUUUGGAUGGGUGCGUUCUACGCCCCUGGCCUGGUAGGGUUGAACGUCCUGCGUCUCCUCUCCUCCAUGUACUACCAGUGCUGGGCAGUGAUGAGCUGUAAUGUUCCCCAUGAGAGGGUCUUCAAGGCCUCCAAAUCCAACAACUUCUACAUGGGCCUCCUCCUCCUGGUGCUCUUCCUCAGCCUUCUGCCUGUGGUUUACACCAUAAUGACCCUGCCGCCCUCCUCUGACUGUGGCCCCUUCAGUGGAAGGGCGCAAAUGUAUGACGUUGUCAUGGAAACUAUAGAGAAGGACCUACCAGCGUUCAUUGGUAAUAUCUUCACCUACGCAACUAAUCCUGGGCUGAUCAUACCAGCUGUGCUGCUGAUGGUGUUGGCCAUCUACUAUCUGAAUGCAACCUCCAAAAACUAUCAAAAUGCCAACCUGGAACUGAAGAGGAAGAUGCAAAUGGCUAGAGAUGAGGAGAAGAACAGGAGGAACAACAAGGAGAGUACCAACCAGGUGAUGCAUGACCUGGUUGGCCUUCUUCCCAACCGUUCUCUAAUCCCCCCUCCUGCUGAAGAAGCACCCCCACCAGACAACAUGAGCGAGAAGGGCAGCACAUUUCCCAAGGUGGCAAAACGUCCAGGAGCAGCUGACAAUGUCAAGAGGGUUAACCUUCAGAAGGAUGUUUCAUUGGCUGCACCAAACUCCCAAGCGGCUGUGACCCGCCCCCCAGGCCCAAGGGGGCCGCCUGUAAAUGCCAGAGGACCACCCCCAGGGCCGGGAAGGGGCAGAGGGAGGGGUGCACCUCCUCCUAAAUGCUAAUUAGGUGAAAAACAGGGUGCUAAGAUGUCCACACCACCCUCACGACUCCUGUUGCGGGCCGGGAUAUCUUUCGUUCGCGCAGUGCACGCCAGCCAAGUUUGCCAGGUGCACAGUGUUUCCCCCGACACAUUGGUGCGGCUGGCUUCCGGGUUUGAUGUGCGCUGUGUUAAGAAGCAGUGCGGCUUGGUUGGGUUGUGUUUCGGAGGACGCAUGGCUUUCGACC